Molecule: messenger RNA, 358 nt
Organism: Gregarina niphandrodes
Lineage: Eukaryota; Apicomplexa; Conoidasida; Eugregarinorida; Gregarinidae
Product: aspartyl protease
Exons: 1
Source: RefSeq, a predicted model, not a curated record
AUGGCGGGCCGUAGUUUGGACCUGUUUGUGGACACUGGAGCACAGAUCAGCGUACUGAGUCCUCAAGCGGCUGCAGAUGCCGGGCUGGUACGACCGGCGCGGCUAAUUGAAGCUAACACGGUAAUGGGGAAAUCGUUACUGCCUGUACGUGACAAUGUGGUCACAGAAGUCAAUGAUCGGACGCGUCGCGUAGACUACGCCGUGGCAAUAAACCCAGAUACGAUGAGCUUCAGGGACUACCGGAGAUUCAUGGACGAGGCUGAUGUCUACCACGUGGACUACGAGGAGCGCUUAGCUCAGAAGAAGGUACAGGAGAGCGUUCCUGUGAUCAUAGGCGAGGAAGCCGAAGCGAAGAGCC